AUGGACGAGGGGAACACCAACAUCACCAAGAUGCUGGAGUCGCUGCUCGCCAAGAUCGACGAUCAGAAGGCGACUCACGAGAAGCGGAUCGAGCUCCAGGCCGCCUUCAACGCGCAGAUCUCGCAAGAGAUGCGCGGCCUAGCGCGGCAGCUCGAUCUGACGCAGGCGGACCUCGACCUCACGCGCAAGACGACGGAAGGAUCCUCUCCAUCAGGCUCGGUCACCACGCACAUCCACCAGCCCGCGCAACCGCAGCAACCCCCACCGCCUCCGGAUCCGUACCGGCCGUCGUCGUCGCACGCGCGCCUGGGCGAUCACCGCCCUCCCCUCCUUCCGGUGCCGCCACAGGGAGGGUUCGUCGCCGCUCCGACCGCGUCUCCGCCGGGCUACCACUCCAACGAGUACCACAAGCCCCCGAAACAUGGUUUCCCCAAGUUCGACGGAACGGCGCCGUACUUAUGGCUGGACCGCUGCCUCGCCUACUUCGAGCUCUACAAGUUGGCUGCACACCAGUGGGUCGCCACCGCCGCGCUCUACAUCGACGGCCAGGCAGCACACUGGCUCCAAGCGUUCCGCCAAUCGCAUCACAACAUCACAUGGGACGUGUUUACAUCGGCGAUCCUGGAGGAGUUUGGCGCCGACGAGUUCGAGAUGGUGAUGCACAAGCUCCUGCAACUCCGGCAGACAGGCACCGUCGCCGAGUACCGUGCUGCCUUCGACGAGCAGAUGUACCACUUGCUCGCACUCGAUCCGUCCAUCAACACCAAGUUCUUCGUCACGCAAUUCCUCCUCGGCCUGAAGGACGAACUGCGUGCCCCGGUGCGGCUCCAGGCGCCGUCAAGCAUCACGCGCGCCUCGGUGCUCGCGCGCAUACAGGAGGAAGAACUGGGCACGUACCGUGCACGCCCCCGCAUCACACCCGCUGGCCGACCACCACCGACAGCUGCCGCGGCCGCGCCACAGCUGCGCGACUUCCGCCGAGCGAACAACCUCUGUUUCAAGUGUGGGGAUCGGUACUCCAGAGAGCAUCGCUGCGCCCAGCCCGCGCAGUUGCUCACCAUCAACGUGGGCGACCACGGAGAGGUGCUAUCCGACGACACCAUCCACGCCUUGCAACUGCUCGACGAUCCGGGGCCAGCGGCGCAAUCUCCUGCUCCGGCCGCGGACGCGCCAGAGUGCUGCCUCCUCUCGUCCCAGGCGCUCGACGGCACAGACUCCACAACGACGAUCCGGUUGCGCGCCCUCGUCGGGAACCAGGUCAUGCUCCUGUUGCUCGACUCAAGCAGCACCCACAGUUUCGUCAACAAGGCCUUCGUCGAUCGCCUCGGCCUCGCCACGGAAGAAAUGCCGCCAACGGAGGUGCGGGUGGCCAAUGGCGACAAGCUCACGUGCACGCGCAGGGUGCCCGGCCUCAAGUGGUGGAUGCAGGGUCACACCUUCAACACGCCCAUGCACGAACUGGAGAUCGGCGCGUACGAUGGCAUUCUGGGCAUGGACUGGCUCGCCCAGAACAGUCCGAUGACAUGCCACUGGCAAGACAAGUGGGUGAAAUUCCAGCACGACGGCGCAGAAGUUACCCUGCGCGGCGUGUCCACCAAGCCGGCCACCUCCAUCAAGGCCGUAGGACCCGAAGAGCUGCGCAAGAUGGUGGCCGGAAACGACGUUUGGGCCAUGGCCAUGGUGGACACAUGCAACGGCGCGCCGCGACCGGCUCGCAAGUGUGCAAGCCAAACCCCGCUCGCCGACCUACUCGAGGAGUUCGCCGACGUGUUCGCGGCACCGAAAGGGCUCCCUCCGCACCGACAGUACGACCACGUCGUCACGCUGGUGGAGGGCGCGGUCCCCGCGAACACGCGCCCGUAUCGCUACUCGCCUCUGCAGAAGGACGAAAUCGAGCGUCAGGUUAAGGAGAUGCUGGAUUCGGGCGUGAUCACGCACAGCGUCAGUCCAUAUGCCGCGCCGGUGCUGCUCGUGAAGAAGGACGGCACUUGGCGGUUCUGCGUCGACUAUCGCCGGCUCAACGACGCCACCAUCAAGAACAAGUUUCCCCUUCCUAUCAUUGACGAACUCCUGGAUGAAUUGGCCGGCGCAGCAGUGUUCUCCAAGCUGGACUUGCGCGCUGGUUACCACCAAAUCAGAAUGCGGGAAGAGGACGAGCUCAAGACGGCAUUCAAGACGCACCAUGGACACUUUCAGUUCAGAGUCAUGCCGUUCGGCCUGACGAACGCGCCUGCCACAUUUCAGUGCCUGAUGAACUCCAUGUUUGGUAAGUAUGUCCGCAAGUUCGUCAUCAUCUUCCUUGACGAUAUCCUUCUCUUCAGUGAAACCAUGGAGGAGCACCUGGAACACCUGCGCAUUGUCUUCGAGCUGCUCCGGGCACACCAGCUUUUCGUCAAGGAAUCCAAGUGCACUUUAGCUGCGGAUCACAUCGACUACCUGGGUCAUGUGAUCUCCAAGGAGGGCAUGGCCACAGAUAAGGAGAAGACGUAGGCCAUGGAUCAGUGGCCGACACCGACGAACGCCACGGAGCUGUGCGGCUUCCUCGGCCUCACGGGCUACUACAGGAAGUUCGUCCCACACUAUGGCAUCAUCGCGAAGCCACUCACACAGCUGCUGACGAAGAAGGGCUUCUUCUGGACGGCGCAAGCACAAGCAGCGUUCGAGACGCUCAAGCAAUCGAUGGUCACCACGCCAGUCCUUGCCCUACCAGAAUUUGCGCGGCCGUUCACGAUCGGGACAGACGCCUGCGACACGGGCGUGGGCGCGGUG
This is a messenger RNA of Triticum aestivum (bread wheat), 2769 nucleotides long. RefSeq lists its product as uncharacterized. The record is from RefSeq and is a predicted model, not a curated record. Bases 1 to 2490 code for a protein of 829 amino acids. The transcript is spliced from 2 exons. Lineage: Eukaryota; Viridiplantae; Streptophyta; Magnoliopsida; Poales; Poaceae.